Molecule: messenger RNA, 651 nt
Organism: Mercenaria mercenaria
Lineage: Eukaryota; Metazoa; Mollusca; Bivalvia; Venerida; Veneridae
Product: proton myo-inositol cotransporter-like
Exons: 3
Coding region: 43-651 (202 amino acids)
Biological process (GO): transmembrane transport
Cellular component (GO): membrane
Molecular function (GO): myo-inositol:proton symporter activity
Source: RefSeq, a predicted model, not a curated record
ACUGUCUUCAUUUUAUUUUUUUUCAGUACAUGUAAUGACUGUAUGAUGGAUUUAUUGUGUGGAUUUUGUUUUGUGGAUGGUCAAAGCUCUAGAAUAUCAAAUGGUUCCUGCUUGCCAGCAGGUCGUGAUAAUCCAUGGGUGUCAUCGUCAGGAAGGUGUAAUGUACAUGCUCUACCAGGAAAAUUGACAUGGGCGUAUGAUUAUUGUCCAUCAGCUUAUUCGUGGAUGCCGAUGGUUGGCCUUAUUUUAUACCUAAUGACCUUUGCUCCAGGAAUGGGACCGAUGCCAUGGACUAUAAAUUCAGAAAUAUACCCAUUAUGGGCAAGAAGUACUGCAAUUUCUAUAUCUACCUUUACUAAUUGGGUUUUCAAUCUGGUGGUGUCAAUGUCAUUUCUGACUCUCAUGGAAAACCUUACAAGGUUUGGGACGUUCUUACUGUAUGCGGGUCUGUCAUUUAUAGGGGCCUUAUUGCUGUUUGUAUGGCUGCCAGAGACUAAAGGGAAAAGCCUGGAGGAGGUAGAGGGUUUAUUUGCCAGCCCCUGGUGUGGUGUCAGUUCAAGUUCAGACUAUAAUACAAAAACCAUACAGUAUGUUCACAUACGAGGUCUUAACAGAGAUGGACUGGAGUCGGAACUGGAUUCACCAGAAUAG